Balaenoptera ricei (Rice's whale) is the source of this 3916-nucleotide messenger RNA. It is a transcript of the gene RBM10, whose product is annotated as RNA binding motif protein 10. NCBI's taxonomy places the organism in Eukaryota, Metazoa, Chordata, Mammalia, Artiodactyla, Balaenopteridae. Gene Ontology annotation, biological process: mRNA splicing, via spliceosome. The transcript has 23 exons. The record is from RefSeq and is a predicted model, not a curated record. The coding region runs from base 1018 to 3699 and encodes 893 amino acids. Gene Ontology annotation, molecular function: RNA binding. Gene Ontology annotation, cellular component: nucleus.
UACUGAGCCUGCCCUCUAGAGUCCACGAGCCACGACUACUGAGCCCACGUGCCACAACUACUGAAGCCCGCAUGCCUAGAGCCUGUGCUCCGCAACAAGAGAAGCCACCACAAUGAGAAGCCUGCGCACCGCAACGAAGAGUAGCCCCAGCUCGCCGCAACCAGAGAAAAGCCCGCACGAAAUAAAUACAUACAUACAUACAUACAUACAUACAUACAAUGAGAAGCCCGUGUGCCGGAACAAAGGGUAGCCUCCGCUCACCACAACCAGAGAAAAGCCCGUGAGAAAUAAAUACAUACAUGGAUACAUACAAUGAGAAGCCCGCGUACCGAAAUGAAGAGUAGCCUCCGCUCACCACAACCGGAGAAAAGCCCGCGCGAAAUAAGUACAUACAUACAUACAUGCAAUGAGAAGCCCGCGUACCACAACAAAGAGUAGCCUCCGCUCCCCGCAACCAGAGAAAAGCCCGCGUGAAAUAAAUACAUACAUACAUACAUACAAUGAGAAGCCCGCGUACCUCAACGAAGAGUAGCCUCCACUCGCCGCAACCAGAGAAAAGCCCGCGUGAAAUAAAUACAUACAUACAUACAAUGAGAAGCCCGCGUACCGCGACGAAGAGUAGCCUCCACUCACCGCAACCAGAGAAAAGCCCGCGCGAAAUAAAUAAAUACAUACAUACAUACAUACAAUGAGAAGCCCGCGUACCGCGACGAAGAGUAGUCUCCGCUCCCCGCAACCAGAGAAAAGCCCGCGCGAAAUAAAUACAUACAUACAUACAUACAUACAAACAAACAGCUGCCAGUGCUAGCAAGGUGACCGUGGAACAGAGGGGCAGGGUAGCGCAGUGCACGAUGAGGUGGAAGGAAAGAGGUCGGCAGGGACCUCAUCCCGCAGGACCCUGCAGACCUUGUAGGACCUUGAGGGGGUCGUGGAGACAGGACUGGCCGUUACGGAGCCAGCGAUCGUUCACAGGAUGAUGGUGGGGAGAACCGCAGCCGGGAUCACGACUACCGGGACAUGGACUACCGCUCGUAUCCCCGCGAGUACGGCAGCCAGGAGGGCAAGCACGACUAUGAUGACUCGUCCGAGGAGCAGAGUGCAGAGGAUUCCUACGAGGCCUCCCCGGGCUCCGAGACUCAGCGUAGGCGGCGGCGGCGGCACAGGCACAGCCCCACCGGCCCACCAGGCUUCCCCCGAGACGGCGACUAUCGGGACCAGGACUAUCGGACCGAGCAAGGGGAGGAGGAGGAGGAGGAGGAGGAGGAGGAGGAGGAGGAGAAGGCCAGUAACAUCGUCAUGCUGAGGAUGCUGCCACAGGCAGCCACUGAGGAUGACAUCCGUGGCCAGCUGCAGUCCCACGGCGUCCAAGCACGGGAGGUCCGGCUGAUGCGGAACAAAUCCUCAGGUCAGAGCCGGGGCUUCGCCUUCGUCGAGUUUAGUCACUUGCAGGACGCUACACGAUGGAUGGAAGCCAAUCAGCACUCCCUCAACAUCCUGGGCCAGAAGGUGUCCAUGCACUACAGCGACCCCAAGCCCAAGAUCAAUGAGGACUGGCUGUGUAAUAAGUGUGGCGUCCAGAACUUCAAACGCCGUGAGAAGUGCUUCAAGUGUGGUGUGCCCAAGUCAGAGGCAGAACAGAAGCUGCCCCUGGGCGCCAGGUUGGAUCAGCAGACGCUACCGCUGGGUGGUCGGGAGCUAAGCCAGGGCCUGCUGCCCCUGCCACAGCCCUACCAGGCCCAGGGAGUGCUGGCCUCCCAGGCCCUGUCACAGGGCUCGGAGCCGAGCUCAGAGAACGCCAACGACACCAUCAUUUUGCGCAACCUGAACCCACACAGCACCAUGGACUCCAUCCUGGGGGCCCUGGCACCCUACGCAGUGCUGUCCUCCUCCAACGUACGCGUCAUCAAGGACAAGCAGACCCAACUGAACCGUGGCUUUGCCUUCAUCCAGCUCUCCACCAUCGUGGAGGCAGCCCAGCUGCUGCAGAUCCUGCAGGCCCUGCACCCGCCGCUCACCAUCGACGGCAAGACCAUCAACGUUGAGUUUGCCAAGGGUUCUAAGAGGGACAUGGCCUCCAACGAAGGCAGUCGCAUCAAUGCUGCCUCUGUGGCCAGCACUGCCAUUGCCGCGGCCCAGUGGGCCAUCUCGCAGGCCUCCCAGGGUGGGGAGGGUGCCUGGGCCACCCCCGAGGAGCCACCGGUCGACUACAGCUACUACCAACAGGAUGAGGGCUAUGGCGGCAGCCAGGGCACAGAGUCUUCUCUCUAUGCCCAUGGCUACCUCAAGGGCACGAAGGGCCCCGGCAUCACUGGAACCAAAGGGGACCCAGCCGGAGCAGGUCCCGAGGCCUCCCUGGAGCCUGGGGCAGACUCUGUGUCCCUGCAGGCUUUCUCCCGCACCCAGCCUGGUGCCACCCCUGGCGUCUACCAGCAGUCAGCAGCUGAAGCGAGCGGCAGCCAGGGCACUGCUGCCAACAGCCAGUCAUACACCAUCAUGUCACCCGCUGUGCUCAAAUCUGAGCUCCAGAGCCCCACCCAUCCCAGCUCUUCCCUGCCACCAGCCACGAGUCCCUCUGCCCAGGAGUCCUACAGCCAGUACCCUGUUCCUGACGUCUCCACCUACCAGUACGACGAGACAUCUGGCUACUACUAUGACCCCCAGACUGGCCUCUACUACGACCCCAACUCUCAGUACUACUACAAUGCUCAGAGCCAGCAGUACCUGUACUGGGAUGGGGAAAGGCGGACCUAUGUUCCUGCCCUGGAGCAGUCAGCUGAUGGGCAUAAGGAAACAGGGGCGCCCUCAAAGGAGGGCAAAGAGAAGAAGGAAAAGCACAAGACCAAGACGGCCCAACAGAUCGCCAAGGACAUGGAACGCUGGGCCCGCAGCCUCAACAAGCAAAAAGAAAACUUCAAAAACAGCUUCCAGCCCAUCAGUUCCCUACGAGACGAUGAAAGGCGGGAGUCGGCCACUGCAGAUGCCGGCUACGCCAUCCUCGAGAAGAAGGGAGCACUAGCCGAGAGACAGCACACCAGCAUGGACCUCCCAAAACUGGCCAGUGAUGACCGCCCAAGCCCGCCGAGGGGGCUGGUGGCAGCCUACAGCGGAGAGAGUGACAGUGAGGAGGAGCAAGAGCGCGGGGGCCCGGAGCGGGAGGAGAAGCUCACUGACUGGCAGAAGCUGGCCUGUCUGCUCUGCCGGCGCCAGUUCCCCAGCAAGGAGGCGCUCAUCCGGCACCAGCAGCUCUCCGGGCUCCACAAGCAAAACCUUGAGAUUCACCGGCGAGCCCACCUGUCAGAAAAUGAGCUGGAGGCACUUGAGAAGAACGACAUGGAGCAAAUGAAGUACCGGGACCGCGCAGCUGAACGCAGAGAGAAGUAUGGCAUCCCUGAGCCGCCGGAGCCCAAGAGGAGGAAGUAUAGCGGCAUGUCUGCGGCCUCUGUGGACUUUGAGCAGCCCACGCGGGAUGGGCUGGGCAGUGACAACAUUGGCAGUCGCAUGCUCCAGGCUAUGGGCUGGAAAGAGGGCAGUGGCCUGGGCCGCAAAAAACAGGGCAUUGUGACUCCCAUUGAGGCCCAGACACGGGUGCGGGGCUCUGGCUUGGGUGCCCGAGGCAGCUCCUAUGGGGUCACCUCAACCGAGUCAUACAAGGAGACGCUGCACAAGACAAUGGUGACCCGCUUCAACGAGGCCCAGUGAGCAGCUGCAAGACCUACUUAUACUUAUGUCGGGUGUCCAGCCUGGAGCGGGGGAGGAUGAAUUGUUGGGUGGUCAGAGCAGGGGCCCUGCACCUGUCUACCAGCCCAGCUCCGCAGCCAGAGAGGCCCUGACCAAGUCAGACUUAAGAGUUGGUGACUUUUAUUGGAAAACUGGGCUGGGUUCAUGUCUUUCUUUUUGUAAUAAAAGCUGAAAAGUC